Molecule: messenger RNA, 1041 nt
Organism: Symbiodinium sp. CCMP2592
Lineage: Eukaryota; Dinophyceae; Suessiales; Symbiodiniaceae
Source: the annotation of a GenBank genome assembly
AUGCUGCGUGUUUGGAGCACGUCAGGACAAGAGUUUCCGGUGCAGACAGAGAAGUUGCAGGAUGUGGCUGGCCUGAAGCUCCGUCUGCGUGCGCAGUAUGGGUUCCCCCUUUGCCUCCAACAGCUGCUUCACGGGACCCUCUGCUUGGAGAAUACCUCCGAGCUCCAUGCGUUCGCGGAGCUUCAGCUGGUGUUGUUGGCGAUCUCCGCAGCCGGCAGCUGCGAGGCGGUGCAGGAGCUCGUGGCCUAUGCGGCCAUGAAGGGCAAUGUGAGAGUUGCCCGCCUUCUGUUGGAAGCGGGAGCAGACAAGGACUCCAUGGAUCGAGAAGGCAUGACUGCUCUCAACUCUGCAUCUUUGGCAGGUGACGUCGACAUGGUCCGUUUCCUGCUAGCAGCCGGUUGCAACAAGGAUCUACGAGACGGCUCUGGUAUGACAGCCCUCAGCCGAGCAUGUUCACGAGGCCAUGCAGAAGUAGCCAGGCUUCUGGUGCAGGCGCAAGCUGACCCGAACCUGCCCGAUGCCACCGACAGCAUGACGGCGCUGAGCCACGCGUGCGAGUCCGGCCAGGUGGAGGCAGCAAAGGUCCUACUGGCAGCACGGGCUCACAAGGACUGUUCCGACCGCCGCUUCGGCCUGACCGCCCUCAUCCGCGCAGCUUCCAAGGGACAUGUCGAGAUCGCUGGCUUGCUCGUGGAAUCUGGUGCCAAGCUGGACUUGAGGAGCAAUUCUGGCAUGACUGCUUUGGGCUAUGCAUCUUCCGAAGGCCACUCUGCGGUCGUGUGCUUGCUGUUGCAAGCCGGCGCCAGCGUGGACUUGCGAGACUUCUGCGGGAGAACGCUUUUCGGAUAUGCAGCUUCCGGAGGCCACCUGGAGAUCGUGCAUCUCUUGCUGGAGGCUGGUGUGGACGAGAAUGCGCGGGACUGCCUCGAUGGUAUGACGGCUCUGAGCCACGCAUCUUCCAAAGGCCACAUGCAAAUCGUCCGUGCUUUGAGCAGUGGUGCUGGCGUGGACCUGCAGGAGAAUCAGGGGCUUACUAGAUAG